GAAGCUGGCGGGAAUUCAUGAAUACAGAAUGUCUCCAUUUCUCAUCUUUCUCUCUCCAAAAUUAAUCCGCUUCAUCUCAAAUUCAAACCCAAAAAUCCCUAAUUUCACCCCCAAAUUACCCUUUAAUUCAUCGUCAUUUUGCAAUCAAGCUAAAUUCGUAAUACCAAGGUUUCAAUUACUUCAUUCUCUCUCCUCUCCGAUAAACCCUAACCCUAAUUUUUCAGAGAGUGAUUCCAAUACUCUCUGCACCAUCCUCAAAAAUCCCAAUUUUUUGUCCAUUUCAGACUUCGUCAAUGCUCUUCAAGAAGCUAAAAUUGAACCCUCUUCGUCUUUAUUGCUGGCAAUCUUCAAGAAGUUUGAUUCGUCGCUGAAUCGGAUUUUCUCAGCCUUCAAAUGGUUAGACAGUCCACCUGGGUAUCAUAUUUCUGCUCCAAUCUUUAAUUCAAUGGUAAAUAUCCUUGCAAAAUCAGGUGAAUUUAUGUGGGUAUUGAUGAUAAUGAUGGAUAAGCUUAAGAGGGGUGAUGGGUCUGAAUUAGUUUCUGCUGAAAAUUUAGGGGUUUUGAUUAGACAUUAUGCUCGUUUAGGUAAAGUAUUAGAUGCUAUUCAUGUGUUUAAGUUUGCUAAUACUUUGGAAAUUGAUGUGUUUGAAUUGUUGUUAAAUGCUUUGUGUAGACAUGGUCAUGUUAGGGUGGCUUCUGAUCUUAUAGAUAGGAAAAUGUGUUUGGAUCCCAGUUGGGUUCCAUCGAUUACUGUGUAUAAUAUGCUACUUAAAGGGUGGUUUCGAGUACAGAACAUAAAACAGGUGGAACGGCUUUGGUUUCGAAUGAGGGGAGAAGAAUUGGUUCCGGAGGUUGUUACUUAUGGUAUAGUUGUUGAUGGUUAUUGUAAGAUGGGUAAUGUUGAUAGGGCACUAGAGUUAGUCGGUGAAAUGAGGAAAGACGGUGUUGCCCCUAACAAGGCGGUGUAUGGUCCUUUAGUGGAUGCAUUAGCAGAAGCAGGAAGGUUGAAGGAGGCCUUAGGGGUGUUGGAGAGGUUUCUAGUUCUAGAGGCAGGUCCGACUUUUUCGACCUAUAAUUCAUUGAUUAGAGGGUUUUGUAAGGCAGGGGAUCUCACCGGGGCAGGUAAGAUUCUUAGGAUGAUGAUUAGUAGAGAUAUUUUGCCAACUGCUAUGACAUAUAACUGGUUCUUUAGGUGUUACCUAAAACAUGGGAAAGUCGAAGAGGGACUCAAUCUUUAUAGAAAGAUGAUAGAGUCUGGUUAUGAGCCGGAUGGUCUGACAUUUCAUUUGUUGUUAAAGAUGUUGUGUGAGGAGGAGAGAUUGGAAUUGGCUAUGCAAAUCAGGAAAGAUAUGAGAUCCAAGGGUUAUGUUUUAGAUUCGGAUUUAAGCACUAUGUUAAUUGACUCGUUGUGUAAAAUGCAUAGGUUGGAGGAAGCUGUGGUGGAAUUUGAGGAAUUGAUCCAAAGAGGCUGUGUUCCCAAGUAUCUUACUUACCAGAAUCUGCAUUGUGAGCUCAAAAAGAAGGGAUUGCAUGACAUGGCUCUAAAAAUUUCGGAAUUAGUGGCUACUGUUCGGUCCUCAACAACUUUGCCAAAUGAAUUUGGAGCUGUAGACACAUUCCAUGAUAGGAGAAAAUCCAUCAUCCAAAAAGCCAAGGCUAUGUCCAAUGUACUGAAGAAAUGCUCAGACCGUGGGGAAUCAGCCAAUCGCGGAAGGUCUUGUAAGAGGUCUUCAGUCAGCAAGAGAAGAAAAAUAAAGAAAUGCUGAAUAAAUACUUUGAAAUGGCAAGGUUUUGCUGCACUUUACUUGGAACGGCGAGUAGACGACCUCGGUGCCGACAGGGGACGGCCUCAGCAGCACCGCCCACUGGCAUUACCUCUUAAGGACUAAGCUCAAUUCUGUCUUCAUCUGUGAGUAUCACUUAGUAAUGUUAUUACCUUCAGUUCUGGUUUGUGAUAAUGGCUAAUACUCCUUCGGCUCCCUAUUGGCCUGGCCAUGCUACUGAUCUUGCUUCUGAGCUGCGCCGAAUUUUGGAGCCUCUUCGUGUUCAGACCUUCCAGAUCGAUAGCUGGACUAAAGAGGAGCUGAUCCGGAGCUUCCUUACUGUCAAGGGGUUCAUUAAGGCCGUUGAACACUUUACUCUGAUUCCUGAUGAGUCUGUGCGAUGUAGUGUUGUGCACAGGGCUAUCACCAAGAAGAAUAUGUUCCAGUCUGCUGAUGUGUACACCUGCAGACAGUUUUACCGGUUUUGCAUUUGGUUAAAGACUUCAGAAGGUAGAGAUGUUCUGAAUGCUGCAUGGAAAACUAGCAAGCUCGAGAAGCAAGCCCGUCCUGGAAUAUCUGUAGCCGAUGUUGCCGAGUUUAAGCAGGCUGUCAAGGAGACUAAUGCCAAGUGUGAUGAUAAAAUUCAAGAGUUUCAGAAGCUGAUCGAUUCUAUGAAGGAUGAACUCCGCAAUGCACCUGUUUCUUAACAUCUUUCUUGCAUCUAUGUUUUGGUUAUUAAUUCUAGUAGAUAUUUGAAUGAUAGUAAUGAAAAGACUCGAGAAAUUGCAAAUUAUGUUUUGCUUUUCUACUUUAUAUGACUUCUUCACAAAACAUGACAACUGCAAAAGAACAACACUAAGUUUGGGGUACAUGGGUUAGAACUUAGAACUAGAAUUUCAUUGCAAUCAUUCUUGUGUUUAUGGUUCUUUUUAAAAGUUAAAAUUAGGGAUUUGUUAAACAUCGCCCGCAAAUCUCCACAUAAAGCCCACAAAAUUCACUUGAUUU
Chenopodium quinoa (quinoa) is the source of this 2767-nucleotide messenger RNA. Its product is annotated as pentatricopeptide repeat-containing protein At5g11310, mitochondrial-like. The record is from RefSeq and is a predicted model, not a curated record. The transcript has 3 exons. The coding region runs from base 29 to 1765 and encodes 578 amino acids. NCBI's taxonomy places the organism in Eukaryota, Viridiplantae, Streptophyta, Magnoliopsida, Caryophyllales, Amaranthaceae. Gene Ontology annotation, molecular function: protein binding.